AUUAAAACCCCAGAUGAGAAAAAUCAAAAUUAUCUAGUUCUUCAGUACUUUAGUCUGUUCCCUAAAACCCAUUGCUGGAGUUUUUGGGUUUUGAGAAAUCCAUACAAUGGCUUCAUUGUCUUUCACACAGUUUUCACUAGUGCCCAGGAUAUGCAGGUGGCACCUGAAUGGAAAUCCUUUCCCUUAUAUGAACCUAGUACAAAUUCAAGAUUGUAGAGUAAAUAGAAAAGUAGUUAUGGCUGUCUCCAGAGACAAACUGACUGACUCGUUAGCUCAGGAGGUACUGAAUGGAGAACCAGGGAGUACAGAGAAAAAGAUUCGUAGAACAAGUAAACGAGCUUCUGCAAGAACCAGGAAAAAAGUGAUGGAGAUUCCAGAUGAAAAUCCUGCAGCCAAUGGGAAUGCCAGAGAUGAGGAAAUUCUAAUGACUUCAGGCUCAGAGGAGAAUUCCAGGAAAACCCAAACCAGAACUCGUAAGAAAGCUCCAUCAGAAUUGGAGACUGUGGAAGGAGAAGCAGCUGAAAAAGUGACAAGGCAAAGAAGACGAAAGAAGAAGGCUGACAGUAUGGAUAGUCAAGGCAGUGAGACAGAAUUUAGUGAUGUUGAGGGGGAUACAUUUGCUCUAACCAUGGAUGAAGACAGUGAACAAGAAUUGGAGUUUGACAUAGAUGAUGGAGAGGAUAUAAGCUUUACUUAUGGAUGGCCACCACUGGUUUGUUGUUUUGGUGCAGCCCAACAUGCUUUUGUGCCCGCUGGAAGACAAGCUAACAGACUUAUUGACUAUGAAAUCCAUGAUCGGAAAAAAGAGGCUCUGUGGGAGCCUGAGAAAUUUGUUAGGGCAUCUGGAGGAUGUUCAAGUAAUGUUGCAGUGGCUCUUGCAAGUUUGGGAGGAAAAGUUGCCUUCAUGGGGAAGCUUGGGGAUGAUGCAUUCGGUCAGUCGCUACUUUAUUUUUUAAACAUCAACAAUGUCCAAACAAGAUCAGUACGGAUUGAUAAUAAGAAGGCUACAGCUGUAUCACAGAUGAAAAUUGGUAAGAGAGGUCGCUUCAGGAUGACUAGUGUCAAACCAUGCGCAGAGGAUUGUUUUUCGAAGUCUGAGAUCAAUAUUGAUGUGUUGAAAGAGGCAAAAAUGUUUUACUUCAACACUUUCAGCCUCCUGGACAGGAAUAUGAGGUCGACCACAUUACAAGCUGUCAAGAUUGCCAAAAGGCUAGGAAAUGUUGUCUUUUACGAUCUCAAUCUUCCAUUGCCACUUUGGCAAUCUAGUGAAGAAACCAAGAUGUUCAUACAGAAAGCAUGGAAUCUAUCUGAUAUUAUUGAGGUCACCAAGCAAGAGCUGGAAUUUCUUUGUGGGAUAACACCAUCGGAAAAUUUUGAUACCAGAGAUAAUGAUAGAUCUAAGUUCACCCACUAUGCACCAGAAGUUGUUUCUCAGCUCUGGCAUGAUGAUCUCAAGGUUUUGUUUGUGACUAAUGGAACUUCAAAGAUACAUUACUACACUAAGGAGCAUAAUGGUGCUGUACAUGGAAUGGAGGACGCAGCCCUUACUCCUUAUACUUCCGACAUGUCUGCAUCUGGAGAUGGUAUUGUAGCAGGCAUAAUGAGAAUGUUGACUCUUCAACCACAUCUCAUCUCUGAUAAAGGCUACUUGGAACGCACGGUCAAGUACGCCAUUAGCUGCGGCGUCAUAGACCAAUGGCUACAGGCACGAAGUCUUGGCUUCCCCGCCAAAGAAGGCAUGGAAGAUGUAGUUCCUGAUCCUAAUGGCAUAAAAUCAAUAACAGAAAGGGAGUACAGAACCUUGGUUCCUUCAAGCUGACAGAGAUAAAAAUUCUGCUGCAUGCAUGCCAUUCUGCACUACAUCUCCCAGACGGGGUGGAACUUUAUGCCGUCUUUUUCAAUAUUAUUCUUUUUAGGACUAGCGAUGCAUUGUUUGAUUCACGAGUCUUUAGAUGAAACAUACUGGUAAGGUAUGGUGAUAGCACAGGAACCAUAAACGUGCAAGUUAAUGCUACAGCUGCAUUGAGCCUACUGCACUGACAGGUUUUCAUGGAUGUAAGAACAACAACUCCUACUACAUUUACUUCAACUUUUUGAUUACUUUCUUUCAA
Messenger RNA from Sesamum indicum (sesame), 2111 nucleotides. It is a transcript of the gene FLN2, whose product is annotated as fructokinase-like protein. Gene Ontology annotation, biological process: chloroplast organization; etioplast organization; plastid transcription. Lineage: Eukaryota; Viridiplantae; Streptophyta; Magnoliopsida; Lamiales; Pedaliaceae. The record is from RefSeq and is a predicted model, not a curated record. Gene Ontology annotation, cellular component: chloroplast nucleoid.